Molecule: messenger RNA, 1863 nt
Organism: Amphibalanus amphitrite
Lineage: Eukaryota; Metazoa; Arthropoda; Thecostraca; Balanomorpha; Balanidae
Product: LIM/homeobox protein Lhx3-like
Exons: 7
Biological process (GO): regulation of transcription by RNA polymerase II; neuron differentiation
Cellular component (GO): nucleus
Molecular function (GO): RNA polymerase II transcription regulatory region sequence-specific DNA binding; DNA-binding transcription factor activity, RNA polymerase II-specific
Source: RefSeq, a predicted model, not a curated record
UCACUAACGUCUCUGUUUCUGUUCCAGCGACCAUCCCCAAAUGUGGCGGCUGCGAGAAGCCCAUUGUGGACCGGUUCAUUCUGAAGGUGCUGGACCGCUGCUGGCACAGCUCCUGCCUCAUCUGUGCCGACUGCGGCGCCAAGCUCGCCGACAAGUGCUUCGUCCGAUCGGGACAGGUGUUCUGCAAGGAAGAUUUCUUUCGACGGUACGGGGCCAAGUGUUCCGGGUGCGACGCCGGCAUCCCUCCCGACCAAGUGGUGAGACGCGCCCAGGACAACGUCUACCACCUCAGCUGCUUCGUCUGUGUGCUCUGCAACGGCCAGCUGAACACAGGAGACGAGUUUUACCUCACCGAGGACGGCAAGCUGGUCUGCAAGGACGACUACCAGCAGGCCAAGCAGCGCGGUGAUGCCGAGGGCGACUCAACUAACAAGCGGCCACGGACGACGAUUACGGCCAAACAGCUGGAGACGCUGAAAGUGGCCUACAACAACAGUAGCAAGCCGGCACGGCACGUUCGGGAACAGCUGAGCCAGGAGACCGGACUGGACAUGCGCGUCGUGCAGGUCUGGUUCCAGAACAGGCGAGCCAAGGAGAAGCGGCUGAAAAAGGACGCUGGCCGUUCCCGCUGGGGUCAGUACUUCCGAAACAUGAAGCCCGGAGAGAAGCGGCGGGGAGGCGGUAGCGGAGAGAAGACCUCCGAAUCCGACGACGACACCGUUUAUAACAACAACGACGAUGAACUGACGCUCGACUACCCUCACACGCCGAGCUCGUGUGACAUGGAGCCCGGACAGGUGGUCAGUCCUCACGUGCAACAUCCACAUCACUUCAUGCACGGCCCGGGCACCCCUCCGUAUGUGCCCGGCACGGGGUCACCGGGGGCAGGUCACCGGCUGGCCAUGCCCCCCGCAGUAUUCCCACCGUUCGGGGACGGCUCGGCUCUACAGUUCCCGCCGCAUCUCGGCCGGCCGGGUCCGCUGCCUCCUCACAUGGCCGGAGAGAUAAGCAGCGCCUCCAGCACGGCCGGCUACCCCGAGUUCCCACCCAGCCCCGAGUCGUGGCUGGGGGAGGUGGAGCCGGCGCCUCAGCCGCACCCCUACUGACGGCCCGCGCCCUACCGGCCGUGACAGUGACAGACCGUGACGGGCCGUGUGACAGACCGUGACGGGCCGUGAGGAGACAGCCGAUUCCUGGUCCUGAGAGACUAGUGAGCGUGACACUCUUACCUGGCUGCAUCUAUUACUUGAAACGUGGUUGUGCUGGACUGCUUUUAACUUGUGAGGUAUUUAGUAGCACCAUUUCUUAUUUCCCGUGAUAUUGAAAGCCAUUAGAUGUUCCUCAGUUAGUAUUUCUUUCUUCCCUGCCAAUGUUCUUUGUCUUAUCUUCUAAAACUUAAGCUUGUGUCGCAGCGAAGCCAGUCUCCAGGCUGUCAGCCACGUCUCAUCAGCAUCCAUCUUUAAAUUCUCUAACGAGAGCUACAUAGCCAUGGGAAACCAGUGCAAUCUUCGACAUUUGUCCAACUGAGAGACAAAGCCCUUGCCUCCGUACAAGGCUCGCAAACAAGGGAAACACUCAGUCGACGGGCGCGGCGCUACGGGCUGCUUCGCAGCAACACCUCCGCUUCAUAUCGGGCCCUGUGGCGCCCCCUGCACAGACCUCCUCCCUGCGCUUGGAGGCAUGACUGCUAGCGUCACCUAUAAACUUGUGCGCCACGUGAUAGCGGCGCCUAGCGGUGACCGGAGGAACUAUGGUGUCGGUCAGACUUGACACAGACAUUGCACAGUAGCGACAAGCGUUGCGUGGACAUUUCGUGUGUAAAUUAUUGUGUGUAUUGUAUUGAAGUCAGUGAAUGGAGCGCCA